Molecule: messenger RNA, 1890 nt
Organism: Suillus bovinus
Lineage: Eukaryota; Fungi; Basidiomycota; Agaricomycetes; Boletales; Suillaceae
Exons: 3
Coding region: 237-1730 (497 amino acids)
Source: RefSeq, a predicted model, not a curated record
CAUAUAGAAUAGACUCUAACCAAGCUGCAGUUAUGAACAUACGAUUGAUAGAUGGAAGUGCCAUUUUUUCCCGAGGUGAACAGAGCAGUUGAAAAUCGAAAUAGGAGGUUCAUGUUGCUCGGGCAGGUUCGCGGUCUUGAGAUUCAAAUCUCCGCUAGUCAUACGACAAAUAUUGAUGCAGGACUGCAUACAAGUCACAACUGACAUACACCUCUUUCAUCGACAUAGCAAAAGAAAUGCAUCGUGCUUUGUUUGUCUCGGAAAUCCUCGCGGAGAUCUUUAUUAAUUUGAAUCACCUCCCGACUUCACUGGAAACAUUAGGUUGGACUCAAUCAGUGACACGCAAAUCCCUUGCAUCGCUCGCCUUGACAUGCACAACCUUCCACGAGCUUGCGAUGGAUUUGCUUUGGGCCAACAUGCUUGGGAUACGACCACUGUUAGGCUGUGUGACGAGGCUACAUCCACUGAUAUACGAUCCUACGUCCAAGUACUCCUGGUCCCAGUACGCUGAACCAUUAGCCGAGCACGAGUUUCAUCAAUUUAUGCGUCAUUCCGCCCGCGUGCGCAAUAUAACCAUAUCAGCCAACAAUUAUUUUCACCUUCUUACAGCCCUUCCCAUUGAGACAUGCGUAUUCCCAGGAUUGCUGUCGUUAUCCUGGAUGGUUCAAUGCACGAAUAAAGGAGACCUGCGCUUUUUCCUGCCCCCAACGCUGCGCCGUUGUUAUGUGUCGGAACUCCCAUUAGAUCUGAAAUAUAUCGGGGCACACUGUGCUGAUGUCGAGGAUUUUACCAUCCUGGAGGAUAGCGACAGGACGCAACUGUCUGAAACCAUUCGUUCAUGCAAGAAACUCAGACGUCUGCGAUGUCCGCCAUUCGAUUCGGCAGCAUGGAUGCACCUCUCCACCAUCCCCACCCUUGUCGAGGUGAAGAUUCUCACAGCGCGCAUGAAUCAUCAUCCCUUGGACAACCUCAAUUUUGCGACCUUCCUCAACCUCAAGACUCUUUCGCUCUGUGGAAUAGAAGUGGCAGCCGCUGUCGCAAUAGUACAACAUUUCAAAUUCCCUUCGCUAAAGGAGUUUGAAAUGCAUGUCCGUGUUUUACCUUGGGCAGAGGCUGAGCAGUUUUUUUGUGCACUCUCACAGUGCAAAGCAUCCCAGACCCUUGAACACAUCAACAUCUCUUCCCGCAAUAGAAUUCAGGAUCACACUAGUGACUCGUCGACAGCAGUCAGACAGUUUCUUUGCUUCAAGCAACUGCGAACGCUGAGGCUAUCUACUCAUCGCUCCAUCUACCUCGAUAAUGACCUGCUCUUUGAGGCCAUGUCAAGUUGGCCGCACAUUCACUCCCUAUCAUUAGUGAACUGGCAUCUUUAUCCAACUACCCUUACAUUCCGCGGGUUGUUCGCGGCGCUUCGUCUAUGCCCGAACCUGCAGGACCUGCAAGUAUCGAUCGAUGCUCGGAAUAUCGACAUAGAGCCUGAAGCUGAGUCAUUCCAGCAUACUUCCCUGAAAAAUUUGAUUGUGGGCUCGUGUGAGCUGGAGGCCGUAGAUGUUGAAGCUGUUGCUCGCAUCGUUUUCUGCAUGCUUCCUGCCGUCGACCAAGUUAUGUGUGCAAGCGGCAGCGUCCCACAAUUGUGGCACAAAGUCAACAGGCAUCUCGAAUUCCUUAGAAGAAGCAAACCGUUCUCGGCGCCUGCCCGCUGUAUUGCAGGCGCACCAGACCUGACAUGAGGAAGUCGGACCUGGAAUGAAGUAAGAUGGGUCAUCAAGAUAUGUAUCCGAGCUGUACUCGAUUUUUCGAGGGGCUUAGAAUGGAAUAUGUGGAACAUUUGUACUCUGUGUGUAUUUUCGACAUCUGUAUGAUCUAAUUAAAUACUUUCAACGCCGCCGG